AUGAAAAGAAAAAACAUAGAAGGAGGUUUUCUCCAACAAACUCUUCGCCGUCGAGUCGAAUCUUGCAAAGCAAAAUACUCAUCCACUCCCGAAAAUAUAGUCAAGUAUCUCCGCUCAACUUACUCUGAUUAUCACCGAACAAAGCCUGAAACACUGAUUCGAUUAGUUCGUAAGGCUCUUAAUACUACUCAUAACAACGACAGUGAUAAUGGUGAAAGCGAUGGAAAGAAAAGUAAGAAAAUGGACGUAGAACAAGAAAAGGAAGAAAUUUUGCAGAUGACAACAACUCCAACCUCGUGUGAUUCUUCUGUUUUGGCUUCCGAUGGAGAGAAAGUGAGAAAGAAAGAGUCCUCGUGUGAUUCUUCUGUUUUGGCUUCCGAUGGAGAGAAAGUGAGAAAGAAAGAGUCCUCGUGUAAUUCUUCUGUUUUGGCUUCCGAUGGAGAGAAAGUGAGAAAGAAAGAGUCCUCGUGUAAUUCUUCUGUUUUGGCUUCCGAUGGAGAGAAAGUGAGAAAGAAAGAGCCCAUGUUUAAGGAUUUAGGUGGGAUGAAAAAUGUAAUUGAGGAAUUGAAAAAUAAGAUUUUAUGGCCAAUGUUUAAUCCUAAUAUGUCUAAACUGGGAGGGAAACCAAUCGGUGGUGUUUUGUUGCAUGGACUACCUGGUUGUGGCAAGACUAGAUUAGCUCAUGCUAUAGCUAAUGAGACCGGUUACAAUUUCUAUUCAACUUCUGCUACUCAAUUUGUUUCUGGAAUCUCAGGUUCAUCUGAAGAAAGUAUUAGAGAGCUUUUUUCAACAGCUAAAAGGACUGCCCCGUCUGUUAUCUUUAUUGACGAGAUUGAUGCAAUUGCUUCAAAAAGAGAGAAUUUACAGCGUCAAAUGGAGACACGAAUUGUCACACAGUUAAUGAUAUGUAUGGAUGAAGCUAAUGAUCAUCAUUUAGAGACUUCUGACAAACCUCGAGGCCAUGUUCUUGUAAUUGGAGCAACAAAUAAGCCCGGUGCUAUUGAAUCUGCACUGAGAAGACCGGGUCGUUUUGAUCGUGAGAUUCUUGUUCCUAUUCCUGAUCAAUCUUCUAGGGAGGAGAUUCUUACCGUGGUUACUCGUCAUCAAAAACAUGAUAAUUCGGUUGAUUUGCAAAAAAUAGCCAUGUCUACGCCAGGAUUUGUUGCUGCUGAUCUGGAAGCUCUAGCCAAUGAAGCCUGCAUUGUAGCAAUGGAUAGGUUACGUAAUGAAACAAAGCACAAAUUAUCAAGUGAGCAGGAUGAAGAUUGGUGGAAGGAACCAUUGCCUCAAGAUGAUUUAGAGAAAUGUGCAAUCACCAUGUCUGAUUUUGAGGAAGCAUCCAAAAAGGUGCAACCUUCGUUAACAAGAGAAGGAUUUGCUCCCAUUCCUGAUGUUAAAUGGGAAGAUGUUGGUGCACUUGAUCAUGUAAGACAAGAGUUUGAUCACUACAUUAUAAGACGUAUAAAGCAUCCCGAGGAUUUUAAGGGGUUCACAAGGAAUCUUGAAACAGGAUUUUUACUGUUUGGGCCUCCAGGUUGUGGAAAAACACUAAUUGCCAAAGCUGUUGCCAACAAAGCAGGAGCUAAUUUUAUUCAUGUUAAGGGACCUGAGCUUCUAAAUAAAUUUGUUGGAACAAGUGAGCAUGACGUCCGAAAAAUAUUUAGUCGUGCAAGGACAUGUGCACCUUGUAUAAUUUUUUUUGACGAGCUUGAUGCAUUGACAAAGGAGCGUGGUAAAGAAGGUGGUCAGAAUAUUGAAGGAGUUUUGAACCAGUUGCUUAUUGAGUUAGAUGGUGCAGAGAACCGUAAGGGUGUUUUUGUGAUUGGUGCAACAAAUAGGUUUGAUGUUAUAGACCAUGCUAUCUUACGACCUGGUAGAUUUGGUAAACAUCUUUAUGUUCCUCUUCCAAGCCCAGACGAGCGUGUAAAAAUAUUGAAAACUCUUGCAAAGGAUUUUAUUAUUGACGCCAGUGUGGAUUUGAAUGUCAUCGGAAGAAUGGAAGGUUGUGAAAACUUUAGUGGUGCUGAUCUUGCUGAAUUGCUGGAAGUAGCAGGGAUGGCUGCUCUCAUUGAGAAGUGGGACUCAACUGAGGAAACUAGUGGCACCAUCAAGACAUGUCAUUUUGAGGCAGCACUGAUAAAAAUCUCUCCCUCUGUAUCAGCCCCGCAAAGGCAGUACUAUCAACAUAUUUCAAAGAGCCUUAAAUUCAAAUGA
This is a messenger RNA of Lathyrus sativus (Indian pea), 2214 nucleotides long. The record is from the annotation of a GenBank genome assembly. NCBI's taxonomy places the organism in Eukaryota, Viridiplantae, Streptophyta, Magnoliopsida, Fabales, Fabaceae.